Messenger RNA from Bursaphelenchus okinawaensis, 1026 nucleotides. Lineage: Eukaryota; Metazoa; Nematoda; Chromadorea; Rhabditida; Aphelenchoididae. The record is from the annotation of a GenBank genome assembly.
AUGGUCAAGUGUACCUUCUUUUUCCUAUUGAUGUUUGUUGUGGUUAACAUUGGUGAGAGUGAAGAUGUAUACACGCUAAGCACGAACGAUGGUGUCUUAUCACUGCCCCGUCAACCGUACUAUCAGUAUCUUUUGAGGAUGAAGACCAACGGAAGGUUUCAGAAGCGGAGUUUAGGCAUCUACCCUAUAUUCGACGAGUGGAGAGAGUUGAUGAAGGAUAAGGUGGAUGAAGCAAAGGAAGCGCUGGCAACAUGUAUUCAGCAGACUUCUGACGCCAUUGUGAAGGAGUGCACGUACGUUGGGAAACAUUGGCCGUGCUUAAAGGGAACGUUCUACAACAAUGGUAAGUCUACUUAAAUAUUGUUAUAAAUGUUUUAGCUGGGUAUACUGUAGAAAAAGCUUACUGUACACUUUCAGUAAAUUUUACGUUUAAAAGUGCGUAGAAUUUCAUGAGGGAGUAAGGUGAUUCCAUAGUACCAUUCAAAAUAAGCUUUGACCAAAUAGAGUUCAGUUUUUGAAAGCGUCUGGGAGAGUUACAGUAACCUUUAUAAUAUUGGUCAUUCAACGAGUACUAUUAUUUUGCUAUUGACCAUCAGUAAUAGUUUUAUAUCUCGUUAUUGCACGUUAACAGUAGCGCAAAUAAUGGGCGUGGGACCGUACGAUGAGAAUCAGAUGCUCCGGUUUGAGAUUAAAAAACUAAAAAUAAUAGACCUGUCUUUGAGAAACAAAAGUACGAAAUUUUUUUAAGUGGCGCGUUAGCUAAAAAGGUCAAAAAUUAAAUAGAAAAGGCAAGAAUACAUAUUUAGGUUCUAUGGACUUUUAGACCGAAAGCCUUGUUUAACAUGUUUUUAUCAGCUAAAGUUUUUCAAAAUUUAAAUUUCAGACACAGGAUUAGUCGAACACUUCUACAACGUAACCCAGCUGGCCUUACUCGACUGUACGACAAGGCAUGGCUCAGAGAAUGAGAUCAAAGACUACUGUUGUGCUUCCAAGGACAGAUGCUACAGACAAUGCUACAACCCGUGA